AUGACAAGCGAAAUAAUUGCAGCUGACCCGACCCUGCACUAUAGUACCGACGAACACGCCCCAGAUGACUGGCAAUCAGAAACGACGUCUCUUGCUUCGGCUAUCUACAGGGGACUAGUGGAGAAUGGUCGGAGAUACCAGACUCUCCGCCCAAACGGCUCUCAUGUCCCUUCGGAUGAUCAGAUGUUUGAAACAUAUGAAGCAAGCCAUCUUUUGGCUCUGAUUAUGGAUUUGGAAGAGGAGAACCCGUUCUUUAGAUCGCCGGUGGGGAAAGACCCGAAGCACAUUCUUGAUAUCGGAACUGGAACAGGCUCAUGGGCGAUCGAUGUUGCUGAUUUGUUCCCCAAUGCGACCGUGCGUGGUGUGGACCUGUUCCCACCCCCAGUAUCCUGGAUACCUCCCAAUUGCCUCCUAGAGGUGGACGACAUCCUUCAGCCUUGGACAUGGCGUGAUGAAUUUGAUCUAGUUCAUCUCCGGCUGCUCGACUCAGCAUUCACACCGGUGGAAACAGAUCAUCUUUACAAACAAUGCUACGACCAUAUUAAAUCCGGAGGAUGGAUCGAACAGCUCGAAAUGAGUUCAUUUAUCGAAUGCGAUGACGACAGCGUUCCUGAAGACAGUCUGCUCUGGAGCUGGGGUCCCAGAUUCACUCUUGUAGCCGAUAAAGCGGGCAAGCCUCUCGGUAUUAUGCGCACUUUCAGAGAGUCGAUUGAGAAAGCUGGUUUUGAGGACAUCCACACCAAAGAAUACAAGUGGCCCAUCGGAGCCUGGCCGAAAGAUAAGGGGUACAAAGAAGCUGGCGCUGUUAACUUCCAACACUGGCUGUCGGGUAUGGAAGGCUACGGUAUGUGGCUUCUAACCAAGUUUGGGGACCCGGUUCCUUGGACAAAGGAAGAAGUACAGGUCUAUGUGGCCAAGAUGCGGAAGGAAUUGAGCAACCCUCGAUUUCAUGCCUACCACAGAGCACGAAGAAUCUGGGCGAGGAAGCCUCUUCACGGCGUCGACAUCACGGCUGAACCUUCCUCUUGA
Molecule: messenger RNA, 1029 nt
Organism: Penicillium cinerascens
Lineage: Eukaryota; Fungi; Ascomycota; Eurotiomycetes; Eurotiales; Aspergillaceae
Exons: 11
Coding region: 1-1029 (342 amino acids)
Molecular function (GO): methyltransferase activity
Source: RefSeq, a predicted model, not a curated record